AUGACCAUAAUACGUCAAGCAACAAAACUGGGUCUUCCAUUGAUGAAUCUUGUGAGAUUUAAUGGGGUACCCAUUUUGAAGCAACUUCAAUUGGAGGAAAAGCUUCUUCGUACUUCUUCAGAUAAUUGGUGUAUUAUAAAUGAUGGGACCAAUGUCCCUAAUAUAGUCAUGGGAAUUUCUGGGAAGCCUUCAGAACUACUUGAAAUCGAACCUGUAUUGCGAGAUCAUAUUCCAGUGAUUAGAAGGUUUACUGGGGGUGGCACUGUUAUUGUUGAUAGUGGGACUGUUUUUGUUACUCUCAUAUGCAACAAGGAUGAUGUUCCUGGAGUGCAACCAUAUCCACGUUCCAUCAUGUCUUGGAGUGGUUUGUUGUAUAAUGAAGUCUUCCAAGGAAUUGGUGAUUUCCAACUUCGUGAGAAUGAUUACGUGUUUGGAGAUAAAAAAUUUGGUGGAAAUGCUCAAUCUAUAAUAAAAAGGCGAUGGAUACAUCACACUUCCUUUCUAUGGGAUUAUGAGGUGAAGAACAUGGCAUACUUGAAGCUACCAGCUCGGGCUCCGAAGUACAGAUCUACAAGAAACCACACUGAAUUUGUCUGUCGAAUGAAGGAAUAUUUUUCAAGAACAGUUUUCAUAGAGAGAACCCUGAAAGCUCUUCAAACACAUUUCUCAGUGGAACCCAUAAACUUGGAGGGACUCGGCGCAUCUCAUGAAACAGGAUUUGUUCCCUCCACCAAGCUUCUCACAAAGCAGGAACUCGAGGAUGCUUGGGUUUUGCAGCCAAAGAUUAUGGCUUGCAGUGGUUAAAAUUUUUUGAAACCAACACAAGAUCUCAUCUAUUGAAUGUCCAUACACUGGAUACAAACCAAUUGCUAGUGAAGCCCCUGACUAUACAAGAUAGGUUGCUUUUUACUCUAUUGUUGCAUUUAAGUGUUAUUCCUGCUGUUAUUAUGUGCAACUGGAAACUGUAUUUUAUUAUGCAAAUUGAAAAUCCAAUGGAGUUUUUGUGAAGAACAUCUCCAUUGUCCA
Molecule: messenger RNA, 1026 nt
Organism: Ricinus communis (castor bean)
Lineage: Eukaryota; Viridiplantae; Streptophyta; Magnoliopsida; Malpighiales; Euphorbiaceae
Product: putative lipoate-protein ligase A
Exons: 4
Coding region: 1-804 (267 amino acids)
Biological process (GO): protein modification process
Cellular component (GO): mitochondrion
Source: RefSeq, a predicted model, not a curated record